Messenger RNA from Gymnodraco acuticeps, 2691 nucleotides. It is a transcript of the gene entrep1, whose product is annotated as family with sequence similarity 189 member A2. The record is from RefSeq and is a predicted model, not a curated record. The coding region runs from base 272 to 2473 and encodes 733 amino acids. Lineage: Eukaryota; Metazoa; Chordata; Actinopteri; Perciformes; Bathydraconidae. Gene Ontology annotation, cellular component: membrane. The transcript has 12 exons.
GUAUAAAGAAGACACCCUGCCUGUUUACAUGUUACACAUGGCUGCUAUGCCCCUCCCCCGUCCUCACUUUUCUCAACCCGCUGCCAAAAUAUGUGAAAGUCAAUCCAAGCUGCGGCUCCAUGCGCAUGUUAUUUAAAACUGGACACCAUCAUGGCAGGCGCGGCGGGUAGCUCCACUGAGCUCAGCGAGUAUCCACCCUUUAGCCCGAUAAACAUCGCUUCUGUGGAGGACUAGAGCUCCGAAACCUUCUGCGAUUCACUCGACGCUUCUCAUGUCGCUCCCGGUGGUGUUGCCGGGGUCUUGCUGUCCGGUUAUCGGGGCUUCGCAGCUCUCUGAGCCGCCUUACCGAAACCGACCCCGUGGCUUGUCCGCCUCUUCCCGCACUGCCGGCGGGGGCUCUCGGCUGCUGCUGCCCGGGCGGCCGCUGCUCUCGUUGGGCUUGCUGCAGCUGCUGCUCGGCGGCUCCAUGGUGGCGCUGUGCUUCGGAGCUCUGUCCCUCAGCAACUCACCCCCCAUCCGGAACUCAUGUCCCUUCUGGGCAGGCUCCUCGGUCAUUCUGUCCGGCAUCGUAGGCCUCACAACAUGGAGAAGACCCAUGCUGCUGCUGGUCAAUGUGUUUGUCCUGCUGUCUGUGGUGUGUGUGCUCCUUAACCUGGCUGGAUUCAUCCUGUGCUGCCAGGGAGCCCAGCUGGUGUCCAGUAUGACCAGCUGCCAACUGAGUGAGGCCGGAGAUGUGUGUUACUGCUGCUCCCUCUCCCCCAGCUCCAAUUGUCCUGAGGAGAAGCUUCUGGAGCUCCACCCGGCCCACUCCUGCAGCACCAUGAGGAUCCUGCUCAAGAAAGUCUUGUUUGCACUGUGUGCUCUGAACGCUCUGACCACUGCUGUGUGCCUGAUGGCCUCUGCGCUGAGAUACCUGCAGAUCUUCACGGCGAGGACACCCUGCAUGGACGAGCAAAGGGCCACAGCUGAAGAGAGGGAGGAGCCUGCUCAGGUCCCUGACCCAGAUGAGUUUGUGGCCCCAGCCCCUCCCCCCUCCUACUUCUCCACUUUCUACUCGUACACACCACGCUUGGCCCGCAGGAUCCUCGGGGACAGUGUGAUCCCUCUCCCUCACAUCUACGGUGCUCGAAUCAAAGGGGUGGAGGUCUUCUGUCCGUUGGACCCCCCACCUCCAUAUGAGGUUGUUGCUGGAAGCUCUGCCAAUGCAGUCAUACAGGAGACAGAGAUUGCACUGACAGAGCUGACUAUAUACACGACGGCCUUUCCCUCAGAAGCCAGUGAUCCAGUCUCAGACAGAAGUCCCCGAGUGGUAUCAGCAUCACCAGGCGUCCCUCUGCGUGUCAAGCCUCCGCUCCAGCCUCAGCCUCAGCUCCAGCCUCAGCUCCACCUCCAGCCUCAGCUCCACCUCCAGCCUCAGCUCCACCUCCAGCCCUCAGCUCCACCUCAGCUCCAGCCUCAGCUCCAGCCUCAGCUCCACCUCCAGCCUCAGCUCCAGCCUCAGCUCCAGCCUCAGCUCCAGUUCCAGCCUCAGCUCCAGCUCCAGCCUCAGCCUCAGCUCCAGCCUCAGCUCCAGUUCCAGCCUCAGCUCCAGCCUCAGCUCCAGCCUCAGCUCCAGCCUCAGCUCCAGCCUCAGCUCCAGCCUCAGCUCCAGUUCCAGCCUGAGCUCCAGCCUCAGCUCCAGCCUCAGCUCCAGCCUCAGCUCCAGUUCCAGCCUCAGCUCCAGUUCCAGCCUCAGCUCCAGCCUCCUCUUCCUCUUCCUCAGCAGCAGCCUCCCUCCCCAGCAUUGAGCCACCGGAGGAAAGAAAGGAUGCGCCGCUCCAACAGUGACCCGGUGUUGAUAGACAUUGCUGCUAAAGCAGCGACGCCCCCCCCCGCUGCGUUUCCUAACACCACAGACUCCUCCACACAGACCACCCAGCCCACGCUGGCUGUCAGCACCCAGGGCCAGGUCACACUGCGGCGGGGCCACACCGACAGCAGGACGCCCCGGAGACCACGGCCCUCCUCCAUGGUGGACUACCAGAGCUACCGACACACACAGCAGCUGGUCAGGAGGAUCCUGGAGCAGCCGGCCGCCCAGGGCCUGACCCCCGAGGUGCAGGAGCUGGUGGACAGCAUCCGGACCGUCCUGCAGUCCGACCAGGAGCACAUGGAGGAGGCGGUACGCUGCGCCAGCUACAUAGAACAGGUGUUCACAGACUCAGAGAUGGGUCCCGGGCAGCCCAAACCUUCCCAGCAGGCAGCAGGCAGCCACUCCCAGACGUUCCCUCGCCCCCCCAGGAGAAGGGCCGGUCUGCUGCACCUGCAGAGCUGCGGCGACCUCAGCUCCUUCACCUGUGAGGCGAUCGAGUCUGCAGAACAUCGAGGAAGCAGAAGAGUGGGGUCCAGGGCAGGGUCCAGGGCAGGGUCCCGACUGGAGCACCCUGAGCGCCCCCACAGUCUGAUCGGAGUCUGCAGAGAGACGGUUCUCUAAAGGGGAAAACCAAAUGUAUUCAAAUACAAGGCAACACAGCUAGAUGCUGCUUAAUCUGUUGCUAAACUUUGAGAGAAAACUGUUGUAGUAUAACCACUGAGGAGGGUGUGUGUGUGUGUGUGUGUGUGUGUGUGUGUGUGUGUGUGUGUGUGUGUGUGUGUGUGUGUGUGUGUGUGUGUGUGUGUGUGUGUGUGUGUGUGUGUGUGUGUGUGUGUGUG